AUGGCAACCUCAGCAGUCACUGUCUCGAGUAGUAGACCCGUGACGACUGUAGCAGCCAGACCAGGAGCGGCAGCCACCGUUGAAUAUCUCGGCCGGUGGUGCCCCAAAGUGCAACUACUAUCACGGUCUUGGGGUCAGGGGUCCACUCCCAAACACCCCUGCGACGGUCCUUCGUCCCUCCGCCAGCCAGGGCAGCCAGUCGCACGGCCCGGUUAUUCUUCACACAUCCAAAGUGUCGCCCCUGUCUCCUCCUCCUCCACUUCAGGAGGCGGGAAGGUGGUGUCGCCCAGGCUGGUCCCAAUCCCCAUUACACAGGUGAGGUCAGGGGUCGCGAACAAGGCAGUUCUCUCCUACAGCGCCAUCCUGCAACCUGGGGGCAGCUCAGGUGGAGGGGGCGUGGUAGGCAGCAGCGUCAUGGCCAAGAAGGAAGGCCAUACCCCCUCACAGCCCCUCCUUCUGCAGGCGGCUCCUCCUACCACGGUGAAGGGAGCAGCACUGGCCAAGACUGCAGGUGCUACAAUAAGCAUCAUUACUGGCAAGGGUACCAAGCAACCAGGGACAGUACCAGGUCCCACUCCCAACCCAGUGAACAUGCUCUCUGUUAAUCUCGGCCAGAACAAGCCCAACAUGAUCAAUUUCAAGAUAUCAAAUGGACAGAUUCAAGCUGAUAGCAUGCAGCAAGUUGAUGUUCUUCGGGAAGCUCGGCCAAUGGUCCAGGGAGGAGGCAAGCAAAUGGAUGAGCGGAAGGAUAACCCUAUUGUGAUGGCUGGUCUGGCCCAUGCUGUCGGAACAGGAUCUGUGACAGUUUCAGUCACGGGGUCAUUGCCAGGCGCAGGUCCUGGGGUAGGACCAGGGAUAGGAACUGGGCCAAUGAUUGUCCCUGGAACUGCAACAUCUUCAGUGCCAUUGUCUAACCAAGUGUCCAUACCAACGUCACUGCCAAUGACGGUGACUGUGGCAAGAUCAGUACCUGAACCUCCAAUAAGCUCAACUGUUGAUGACGAUUCCUCUAUAGAUACAAGAGAUUUGAUGUGCACAAACAAAGGAGAGAGAGAAGAUAUUCUGCAGAAAGCUGUCAGCCAGCUUGGGGUUGCGCUAGAGGAGAGCAGACAGAGAGGCCCAGAGGACUUCCCACCCUACCUUGAUACCUAUGACCACGAGCAGCAGCUGAAGCCAGACACAGAAUUCGUGGAACCAGAGAAGGAGAAGGAGGCAAAUGAAGAAGUGGUCAGGGUAAAGGAAGAGCCAAUGAACAUCGACUCGGAGUCACAGGUGCUUGACGUGAGAAAAGAGAUCUUGCGGACAAUGCUGAACAAGUCACAAAACUCGUCAAGGAGUUCUAGCCCAAGCCAUGAGGUGCAGGUUGAGCCCUUGGACAGAGUGAAGGAGGAAAAGUCUCCAUCAAGAGAAGCUGAAAACUGUACCGACCACAAGGCUGAUAACAGCCCAGCCGGGAAGCCCAAGCAGCAAGAGGCAGAAGAAGACAUUAAGCCUGAAAAAGUGAAGUUCAUCGAACUCCUGAAGUGGGAGGAUGGGGUUGGAAAGCUAGAUGGAACGGAUCUCAAGUUCAAGAUCAACGAGUUUGAUGCUGUGGAGAUUAUUGAGGACAGAGAUCUGGAAGACAUCAAAAACAACCACUGCAAGAAGGUGGAGCCACUCACCCCCAGACAUCAUGCACGCAAACCCAACUUCCGUGACCUCAUAAAGGAUGAGGAAAUAUUCUCAGACAAUUCCCAGGAUUCAGAGUCACAAGGGAAUAAGUCAACGAGAGAAUCUGACGACAUCUGUUGCUGUAAGAACUGCGGCUGUUAUGGCCUUAGUUCAGAGUUCUUCCGUGACAGCAACUUCUGUUCUGUUGCCUGUGGAGAUGAACACGAUGCAAGAGAACUGGAGUGGGGUAAAGAACGGCUCAAGCAGGAGAAGGAGAGACAGAGGAGGAAGAAGCUCAGGCAGUGUGAAAAAGGCGAGGGAGAUGAGCAGGGGGCUGGCUGCGAAGGGAGGGAGGGAAACCGCAGUGAGGCCGAGGAAUCAGGGCAGGUCAGCGAUGAAGAAUCCAGACAAGCAAGGAAUCUCAUGGGCACGGAGUCCCUAGUGAGCCGAUUUCAGCAUCCGUGGCAAGAUGGGAAGAACAAUUUCUCUUGGGUGAAGUACUUGGAGCACUGUGGAAGAGCAAAAGGCAUGGCAAAGGCGGCACCCCUGAAGCUGUGGCCAGAGCCGUUUCCCUUUGGCAGGAAUCUCUUUAAAGCUGGCAUGAAGUUGGAGGCCAUUGACCCUCAACACCAGUCACUCUUUUGUGUCAUGACGGUGGCUGAAACCAUUGGGUACAGGGUGAGGCUCCACUUUGAUGGCUACUCAGACCAGUACGACUUCUGGGUCAAUGCUGAUUCACCAAACAUUUUUCCGGCUGGCUGGUGUGAGAAGAAUGGCCGGCAGCUGGAGCCACCCCUUGGAGUGCUAGGAUUUUCUUGGAAGGCAUAUCUAGAGCACUGCAAGGCUCAGACGGCACCUAGACAAGCCUUUGCCAAUAAAGGUAAUUCCACUGUCAUCCCACCUAAUAAUUUCCGGGUGGGCAUGAAACUCGAGGCAGAAGACAGAAAGAACAUGUGGGUCUGUGUAGCCACAGUGGCUGAUGUGCUUGAUAAUCGUGUACUCAUCCAUUUUGAUGGAUGGGACAAAGCCUUUGACUUCUGGAGUGAAGUGUCAUCUCCUUACAUCCACCCAGUUGGAUGGUGUGCAGACAAUAACAUCGUCCUCCACCCUCCAAAUAAUUACCCAAAUCCAGAAAGCUUCAACUGGCAUGAGUACAUCCAGGAAACCAAUUCCAUGGCUGUCCCUGCCAGGGCUUUUAAGACCAGACCUCCGAGAGAGUUCAAGAAGAACAUGAAACUAGAGGUUGUUGAUAAGAGGAAUCCGAGUCUCAUACGUGUGGCCACCAUAGUGGAUGUGCAAGACUACCAAAUAAAAAUCCAUUUUGAUGGCUGGGGUGAUGCCUACGACUACUGGCUUGAUGAUGACUCGCCAGACAUCCACCCACCGUCAUGGAGUAACAAGACAGGCCACCCUCUGCAGCCACCUUUAACCCCAGAACAACAGGCAGAGGAUGUAGAUUCUGGCAUGGGGUGUGGAACAGCAGGCUGUAAGGGCAUUGGACAUGUGAAAGGCCCCAUUUAUACCACCCACCACACGGCGUAUGGCUGCCCAUACUCUACACAAAAUCUGAACAAGGACUUGGAUACUUUGAUCCCAGACAGACUUCAGCCAGCCCAGGAGAAGAAGAAGGGCAAGAUUGCUCCGAAAGUCAAGCUGGAUCUCCGUCCAUUCAGUGGGAACAAGGAUGCCUUUGCAGACGAGACUCCCUGCCAGAAGAAGAGGGUCCGGAAGAGACGCAAGUUCUUUGACGAAUUGAGUCCCCCGGAGCCCACUCGACCACAGAAGGUGCCAAAGGCGAAUGAGGAGGUCAGGGCAGCCAGCAAUUCUAAUAUAUUACCCAGUGCAAUAUCCUCGUGUACCGUGACCAUUGCCACCGCCACAGCACCGAUAACGGUAACAACUGUUACAUCAAAUGCGACAACGCCAACUUCGUCCAACCAGGUAUCGCCCACGGGCUUCCCUCAGCAGCAGCAACAACAACAACAGUCACAGCAACAGCAACAACAACAACAGCCACAACAUCAACAACAACAGCAGCAGCCCCAACAUCAACAACAACAACAGCAGCAGCAACACAACAGCAGCAGACCUCUGACCACGGGGUCGACAUGA
Molecule: messenger RNA, 3762 nt
Organism: Penaeus vannamei (Pacific white shrimp)
Lineage: Eukaryota; Metazoa; Arthropoda; Malacostraca; Decapoda; Penaeidae
Source: RefSeq, a predicted model, not a curated record